AUGGUUUCAGUGCUUCAUUCUAUAAGUCUACUUGGCAAAUUAUUGGUGAGGAGGUUACAAAUGCCAUUGAGGAAUUUUUUUACAUUUGGAAAGCUUUUGGGUGCAAUUAAUGCUACAUCAAUUUCUCUUGUACCCAAGGUAAACUGUCCUAAAUCCCCUUCAGAUUUCAGGCCAAUUUCAUGUUGCAAUUGUAUAUACAAGUUCAUUUCGAAGAUCCUUGCCAGCAAAAUCAAACUUGUUCUUGGUUGUCUCAUAAAUGAAGCUCAGUCUGCUUUUGUUAAAGGUAGACAGAUCUCAAACAAUAUUUUACUAGCACAUGAGCUUGUCAAGAAUUAUGGUAGGAAGUCUAUUUCUCCAAGAACUAUGCUAAAUAUUGACAUUAAAAAAGCCUUCGACACAAUCAGUUGGAGUUUCUUGGAGGAUAUGUUAAUUGGACUUGGUUUUCCCAAUAAGAUGAUUACAUGGAUCAUGGCGUGCGUAACUUCACCAAGGUAUUCUAUUUCUCUUAAUGGUAUCCUGUAUGGAUACUUUAAAGGGGAAAGAGGUCUAAGACAAGAUGAUCCCCUCUCCCCCUACUUGUUCAUCCUUGGCAUGGAGUAUCUUUCAAGGAGCCUUGAUAAAUUGAAGCAUGAUAGUUCAUACAAUGCUGUAUCUGGUCUUGAAGCAAAUCAAAGCAAAUGUUCAAUUUAUUUUGGGGGAAUGGAUGCGACUGUCAAAGCCUCAAUUCAGAAUUUCUUGGGGGUCUCUGAAGGUGCCCUGCCUAUAAGAACAGAUCAAGUGCUCAGGCCUCCGUUGGUUGCUUGGGACAAAGUUUGCACUGGUAAAAUAUAUGGAGGGUUAGGCAUUUUUUCUGCAACUGGUUGGAACAUGGCUGCUGUUCUUAAAACUUUAUGGUCCAUUCAUGAAAACAAAGAGUCUAUGUGGAUCAAAUGGGUGCAUGGCAACUAUAUUAAGAAUGGAGAUGUGUGGAAUGUGGAAAGCAAGAGGAAUGAUUCCUGGUUAUGGAGACAGAUUCUUAAAAUCAGAAACAAAGCCAUCUCUGAAUGUGGUGGAAUUGAUAAUUUAAAGAGUUUGAUCAGCUCCUGUUAUAAGAACUCCAAAAUUCAUAUUUCAGGCCUGUACAAUGCCCUAUCUCUGGUAUCUACAAAAGUUCUAUGGCAUGAUACAGUUUGGGAGAACUGGAAUUAUCCCAAACACAACUUUGUGUUCUGGUUGGCAAUCCAAAACAAGCUUCUUACUCAAGACAAACUUCAAAGCAGAGGUAUUAUUCUUUGUGUUCUGGUUGGCAAUCCAAAACAAGCUUCUUACUCAAGACAAACUUCAAAGCAGAGGUAUUAUUCCAUCAAAUUGCUGCAGCCUAUGUUCAGGUGCUUCUUACUCAAGACAAACUUCAAAGCAGAGGUAUUAUUCCAUCAAAUUGCUGCAGCCUAUGUUCAGGUGCCAAUAUGGAAAAUAGAAAUCAUCUCUUUUUCUCCUGUUCUUUCUCUCAAGUAG
Molecule: messenger RNA, 1494 nt
Organism: Asparagus officinalis (garden asparagus)
Lineage: Eukaryota; Viridiplantae; Streptophyta; Magnoliopsida; Asparagales; Asparagaceae
Exons: 3
Coding region: 1-1494 (497 amino acids)
Source: RefSeq, a predicted model, not a curated record